UUAUUGACCAAUGAAAAGGUCAUAAAAUAGAUGGCGUGACGCGCUUCUCUGUCACUUCCUUUUUCAUGGAAACUAGCAAACUCUAGCAUUUUUGCUGCCUUGAGAGCUAGUUGGUGGCAAUAUGCAGAUCUUUGUUAAGACCCUUACGGGCAAGACCAUUACCCUAGAGGUUGAACCAGCUGAUACUAUAGAAAAUGUUAAGGCUAAAAUUCAAGAUAAAGAGGGAAUUCCCCCAGAUCAGCAGAGAUUGAUUUUUGCUGGUAAGCAAUUGGAGGAUGGCAGAACACUCUCCGACUAUAACAUUCAAAAAGAGUCCACACUCCAUUUAGUUCUGCGACUACGAGGUGGUGCCAAGAAACGCAAGAAGAAGAAUUAUACCACCCCAAAAAAACAGAAACAUAAGCGAAAGAAGGUCAAGCUUGCUGUACUGAAAUAUUACAAGGUUGAUGAAAAUGGUAAAAUCACCCGAUUGAGGAGAGAAUGCCCAAAUGAAGAAUGUGGAGCUGGUGUAUUUAUGGCCUCCCAUUUUGACCGUCAAUACUGUGGAAAAUGUUGCCUCACUUACGUGUUUAAUAAACCAGAAGACAAAGCCAAGGCCACCGGGAAAGGAAAGGGCAAAUAAGGAUAAUAAGAAAAUAAAAAUGUAAAAUAUA
Patella vulgata (common limpet) is the source of this 653-nucleotide messenger RNA. Its product is annotated as ubiquitin-40S ribosomal protein S27a. Gene Ontology annotation, molecular function: structural constituent of ribosome; protein tag activity; ubiquitin protein ligase binding. The transcript is spliced from 3 exons. The coding region runs from base 122 to 622 and encodes 166 amino acids. Gene Ontology annotation, biological process: modification-dependent protein catabolic process; translation; protein ubiquitination. Lineage: Eukaryota; Metazoa; Mollusca; Gastropoda; Patellidae. Gene Ontology annotation, cellular component: nucleus; ribosome; cytoplasm. The record is from RefSeq and is a predicted model, not a curated record.